UUUUUUUUUAACUCCAUUUCUCCAACGACGACCGUCCCAUUGCUAGUCUCCUAACUCUGUCUUAUCGUCAUCUCCCAUAGGUGAGUUUGGUUGUUUUGUUUUCCACUGAGAUCAUUACCUCCUACCCCACCAUCCCACUAUUUUGUUACGGUAACCAUGACCCCUCCAUGGCAAAGAGAGAGGAGGACGAGGACGAUCAGGAAACUCGAUCAUCGUUCUAUCGUGCCUCGUCGUCAUACCACAAUCGUCUCAUCUUAAUUGACAUCUCCCUGAAUGUCGUUGUAACUGUUCCUGACUCUCGGUCAACUGAAAUUGAAUCUCCCCACCACUGCCUCUACCUUGUACUCCGUCACUGAACCAUCCGAUCAUUCUUUUUGGGUCGUCGGUGAACACAACCCCCGCUGCUAGUCUCCUCCCAACACCGAUCCAGAACUGUUUUGAUUUUCCAUUCCCGUCGUUUAUAUCUGUCGUCCCUCCUCCCUUCCUUUCUCUUUUCUUCUGUCCUCCAAAUUAGUCGACUGAACAAUUCCUCAGCUCGUCAAAAUGCCUAUCACCAAGAUCCACGCCCGCUCUGUUUACGACUCCCGCGGUAACCCUACCGUUGAGGUGGACGUUGUCACCGAGACUGGUUUGCACCGCGCUAUCGUUCCCUCUGGAGCUUCCACUGGCCAGCACGAGGCUCACGAGCUCCGUGACGGUGACAAGACCCACUGGGGUGGAAAGGGUGUCCUCACGGCUGUCAAGAACGUCAACGAGACCAUUGCCGACGCCGUCAUCAAGGAGAACCUUGAUGUCAAGGACCAGUCCAAGGUCGACGAGUUCCUCAACAAGCUUGAUGGAACUGCCAACAAGUCUAAACUCGGUGCUAACGCCAUCCUCGGUGUCAGCUUGGCCAUUGCCAAGGCUGGUGCUGCUGAGAAGGGUGUCCCUCUCUACGCUCACAUCUCCGACCUCGCUGGUACCAAGAAGCCCUAUGUGCUUCCUGUCCCCUUCCAGAACGUCCUGAACGGUGGCUCUCACGCUGGUGGCCGUCUGGCUUUCCAGGAGUUCAUGAUUGUUCCUUCCGCUGCCCCCUCUUUCUCUGAGGCUCUCCGCCAGGGUGCUGAGGUCUACCAGAAGCUCAAGUCUCUCGCCAAGGCGAAGUACGGCCAGUCUGCUGGCAACGUUGGUGACGAGGGCGGUGUUGCUCCCGAUAUCCAGACUGCUGAGGAGGCUCUUGACCUCAUCACCGACGCCAUUGAGCAGGCCGGUUACACUGGCCAGAUGAAGAUUGCCAUGGACGUUGCUUCCAGCGAAUUCUACAAGACUGAUGUCAAGAAGUACGAUCUUGACUUCAAGAACCCCAACAGCGACUCCUCCAAGUGGCUCACCUAUGAGCAGCUGGCCGACCUCUACAAGUCUCUUGCCAGCAAGUACCCCAUUGUCAGCAUUGAGGACCCCUUCGCUGAGGACGACUGGGAGGCCUGGAGCUACUUCUACAAGACUUCUGACUUCCAGAUUGUUGGUGAUGACUUGACCGUCACCAACCCUCUGCGGAUCAAGAAGGCCAUCGAGACCAAGGCUUGCAACGCCCUUCUUCUCAAGGUCAACCAGAUCGGUACCCUUACUGAGUCCAUUCAGGCUGCCAAGGACUCCUACGCCGACAACUGGGGUGUCAUGGUUUCCCACCGUUCCGGUGAGACUGAGGAUGUCACCAUUGCCGAUAUCGCUGUCGGUCUCCGCUCUGGCCAGAUCAAGACCGGUGCUCCUGCCCGUUCCGAGCGUCUGGCCAAGCUGAACCAGAUCCUCCGUAUCGAGGAGGAGCUUGGUGCCAACGCCGUCUAUGCUGGCGAAAAGUUCCGCACCGCUGUCAACCUGUAAAUGAACCGUAUGAUUAUAUGACGUCCGCCAACCAACCUUGCACAUUAUCGAAGAUGGUUGGACUCGGGACCGCACUGCAUACCCGGGUUCCCGCUACUUGGAGCCUCUACAGCACUACAGAUGAUAUUCUCUUAAGAUUUAUGAUGACGAUUCGAUUAGGCCAGAUAUAGUGGCAGUAAUGCAAUAAAAGUGCAAUUCAAAAAAAAAAAAACCCCCCCCCUCUAAUGUAGACCGUCUCUAGUAGCUAUAGUCUACCAGUAUAGAUCUAUACUUUAUGAUGAUGUUGUCACCGGGUGUCUGAUGAAUGGGCGUGAACUGUAUCAGUACACGUGACCGCUAAUAGCCCCACCACCAGAUUGUUUUAUCAUGAAGUUAUUGUGAGGGACGGCUCACUCGCCCACAUUAAACUCGCCUUCGGGUUAUUGAUUCACCCACGACGAGCCUCUUGCUGAGAUACACGGCACUUACUUGCCCUGUUAUCGAGUCAUUAGAAGUUUGAAGCUUUUGCCGCUUUAUACAUUCUUCACUAGCCAUGGCGCCCGAACGGUGGGGUAAGGAUAUCUGAAAUUUGUGGCCUUCUGCAUACAGUCUGCUUUUUUUUUUUUUUUUACCAAAACACUUUACUGACAGUUCCCACUUUUCUUUCGCAG
This is a messenger RNA of Aspergillus pseudotamarii, 2510 nucleotides long. RefSeq names its product enolase acuN (gene aspf22). The transcript is spliced from 5 exons. The coding region runs from base 544 to 1860 and encodes 438 amino acids. Gene Ontology annotation, cellular component: phosphopyruvate hydratase complex. The record is from RefSeq and is a predicted model, not a curated record. Gene Ontology annotation, molecular function: magnesium ion binding; phosphopyruvate hydratase activity. NCBI's taxonomy places the organism in Eukaryota, Fungi, Ascomycota, Eurotiomycetes, Eurotiales, Aspergillaceae. Gene Ontology annotation, biological process: glycolytic process.